CAGUUGUUAUGUCGCUCCGCCUUUUCUGUCGCAUCUUAGCUCUAACAUCUCCUCACACAUUCAGACGGACAAGAAAUACACGGCAAUGCACUUUAGUCUGAUAUUUACAGCAACUUUCCGAUGGAGCUGAUCUGUCUUAAACGGGUCUUCACACUACUGACAGUUGCGAUCAUCUUUGCUACUCUUUUUUUCAUCUACUUCGAAAUUAACACGACAACAAGAGUUUUAGAUACCUUCCUACCAGUGUACUGCAUGAAGCUCCGUCACAGGUUUUCCAAAAUCACUUCAAACAGAAUUGAUAUCCAAAGCUUCACUAAGGAUCUUUCAGCAUUGAUGAACUGUCCACCCCUGUCCAACAUCACCAUGAAGGAGUUACACAGAGUCAGACUGCGUUCCUGUUGUAAUGCAACGGGUGUUUUAUAUCUGACAAAACAGAACACAGCUGUCGAUGAGGGAAUUCCCUUUGAAGUUAACUCAAAACGGAGCUACAAAAUAAAUGCUGCACUUCAUGACAUGCUGCCUGAGGAGUUUCCCUGGAGUAAGCGUCCUCUCAGUCAUUGUGCUGUGGUGGGCAGUGGAGGGAUUCUGAAGAACAGUAGUUGUGGAAGAGAGAUUGACAGUGCAGACUAUGUCAUCAGGUUUAACAUGCCUCCUGUUAAUGACAGUGAUGUUGGGUUAAAAACCGAUCUGCUCACUGUUAAUCCCAGUCAAUUGACACGCUUUGGAAACAUAAAAGUUAAUCCAGAUAAAUUAGUGCAGCGUUUGAGUUUGUAUGGAAACUCAUCCAUCAUCGUUCCAGCCUUUGCAUUUUCAGCUUACACUAAUGUAGCCAUCAACACACUCAAAGUGCUCCGGGCGAUCAGACCUCACCAGCGAGUCGUCUUCUUUUCACCAAACUACCUUAAGAAAUUGGCUGGUCUCUGGAAGGGGCGUGGCUUGAAGGUCUUCCGCCUCUCCACAGGUUUUAUGUUAAUCAAUGUGGCACUAGAACUGUGCGAUCACGUGCACGUUUAUGGAUUUUGGCCAUUUGGGAUCAAUCUGCAACAGCAAGAGGUUCCACAUCAUUAUUUCGACAAUGUUGGACCAAAACGUGGUUUUCACUCCAUGCCAAAAGAGUUUCUCAAUUUACUGCAGUUCCACAGCCAGGGGGCGCUAACACUGCACCUACAGCCCUGCUCAUGACUAAAAGAUCUUGGGCCUGAUUUAUAAAUUAUAUGAUAAAUUUAUUAAAAAAAAAAAAAAAUAUAUAUAUAUAUAUAUAUAUAUAUAUAUGAAUAAAUUAUUCAGUUUGUUCACA
This is a messenger RNA of Triplophysa dalaica, 1297 nucleotides long. RefSeq names its product alpha-2,8-sialyltransferase 8F-like. Gene Ontology annotation, biological process: N-glycan processing; oligosaccharide metabolic process. Lineage: Eukaryota; Metazoa; Chordata; Actinopteri; Cypriniformes; Nemacheilidae. The transcript has 7 exons. Gene Ontology annotation, molecular function: alpha-N-acetylneuraminate alpha-2,8-sialyltransferase activity. Bases 121 to 1182 code for a protein of 353 amino acids. The record is from RefSeq and is a predicted model, not a curated record.